AUGAGAGUCAGUCAUACCAUUUUGAACUUGUUCUUCUUAGCAGGUGCCAUUUUAUUAUUAAUCUUUACUGUCUUAGCUGGUUCUUCCUCUAGCUACCCAUUAGAUAGAUUUUAUUGGUUAGCAGCUGAUACUCAACAUAUUCCUAAUGCUCCACAAGAAGCUGCUUGGACUUUCUGGGGUGUUUGUGAAAAAGAUGAUUACACUCAAUGUACUUUAGGUCCAGCUUAUCCAAUUUCUCCAGUUGAUAACUUCAACACUCAAGAAAAUGUUCCUCAAAGUUUCAUUAGCAACAGAGAUGUUUACUACUAUUUAACCAGAUUUUCAUUUGCAUUUACUAUUGUUGCCUUAUGUUUCUCUGGUUUAGCCUUCAUUAUCGAUAUUUUAGGUCUUUGUUUCCUUGUUGUCGAUAAAGUCGUUAUCUUUUUAGUCACUGUUGGUCUUUUCUUCCUUUUCGCCUUUGCUGCUUUCCAAACUGCUGCUGUAGUUUUAGCUAGAAAUGCUUUCCAUAAUGCCGGAUUAGAUGCUCAUAUUGGUCUUAAAUCAAUGGCUAUUCUUUGGGCUGCUGUUGCCGCAUUAAUUCUUGUUUGGCUUAACACUUUCUCUUCUAAUAUUGCUAACUCUUACAGAAAGCAUAUUACUAAUGUUAAGAAUGCUAAGGAUGCUGAAGCUGGUAUUUUACCACCUCCAGGUGGUCCAUUAGGUGAUGAAUCUUCUUUUACUAGAGCCACUGCUGAUCAUGAUGUUCCAAAGGAAGAAGACAAUUCUGGUGGUAUUAGAUUCUUUAAGAUUAAGAGAAACCACAAGACUUCAGAUGAAGAAAGUGUUUAA
Molecule: messenger RNA, 828 nt
Organism: Scheffersomyces amazonensis
Lineage: Eukaryota; Fungi; Ascomycota; Pichiomycetes; Serinales; Debaryomycetaceae
Gene: SUR7
Product: Sur7p
Exons: 1
Coding region: 1-828 (275 amino acids)
Biological process (GO): septin cytoskeleton organization; cortical actin cytoskeleton organization; endocytosis
Cellular component (GO): cell cortex; membrane raft; plasma membrane
Source: RefSeq, a predicted model, not a curated record